This is a messenger RNA of Alosa sapidissima (American shad), 1394 nucleotides long. RefSeq names its product ATPase H+ transporting V0 subunit e2 (gene atp6v0e2). The transcript has 4 exons. Gene Ontology annotation, cellular component: proton-transporting V-type ATPase, V0 domain. Bases 209 to 454 code for a protein of 81 amino acids. Lineage: Eukaryota; Metazoa; Chordata; Actinopteri; Clupeiformes; Clupeidae. Gene Ontology annotation, biological process: proton transmembrane transport. The record is from RefSeq and is a predicted model, not a curated record. Gene Ontology annotation, molecular function: proton-transporting ATPase activity, rotational mechanism.
UGCUUGUAAUUCUGAUUGAUGCUGCACUUGAACCAGUAAAAACGGAGUAAAACGGAACUGACAGAGCGUUGCAGCCAAUCUAAAGCGGUCUGACGAAAGUAGGUGGGACAAGUCGCCCACUUGCAGCUUACGUGAGAACGCAUCGUUAUUCCAGCCCAUCAUCAGGGAUACACCAAGGAUAAAACAAAGAUAAUAAUCGUUUUGCAAAAUGGUUUCCCACUCGCUUGCCUGGCCGAUGAUUUGUUUUACAACACUGUGGGGUUUGGUUGGAGUUGUAGCCCCCUUUUUCGUGCCAAAAGGUCCAAAUAGAGGAGUUAUCAUCACAAGUUUGAUAUUGACAGCCGUCUGCUGCUAUUUGUUCUGGUUAAUAGCCAUCCUGGCUCAAACCAACCCCUUGUUUGGACCUCAGUUGAAGAACGAAACCAUUUGGUACUUGAGAUAUUUCUGGGAGUAGAUACAGCUUGUUGUGGAAAGCCAUGGGAUAGACCCUUGAUCCCCUCUGUCAAUUGGCCUAUAAAUAUCAAGACUUUAUAUUGUAUUUAAUUUGUCAAUACAUAUCAAUACUUUAUUUAUAAAUAGUGUGUACAAUAUGUUCUCAGAUCCUGCUUUUGACUUGUUUCUGUCUUGUGAUGUGCUCAGAGCCAACAGGUGCUUUGAGCAGCCUGAUAUGUACAUUGCCGUCACAAUUGUGGAAAUAAUCAUAGCAAAUGGUUAGCUCUAUAUAUUGUUCAGAGUAGAUUGGACCCACUUGUAAAUGUAAAUCAGGAUUUAUUUCAGUGAAAUGAUACUCUCCCUCAAAUCACUGAACAGGUAUACAUGCCUGAUUUGCUGAAAUAUUUUGUGUGAAGCACAUUUUUGUAGCAUAUUUUGUUUAAUGUCAGUAUACCUUUUUGUUCAACAUGCCAAAAUGCAAUUCAUGGGGAAGGGUUGAAUCAGGAAACCAUUGAUCAGAUGUGAUGAGGAACCCUUAGCAAAAUGAUAUGCACUGACCAGCUAUCUAGCCAGUCUGAUCCAAUUAGCUCUUUAUCCUGAAGUCCAAAAGAAAAGAAGACGAGGUGUCAUUUUGUCCUUCCCUAGUCCUCUAAAUAAAUGGAUAAAUGAAUACAUUAUAAAAACAAACUCAACUAUCUGCAGUUCUGCUGGGUACGUUUCAUAUAAGAACCUUAAAUAUUACCUUUCAAAUAUUCGGCCACUGCCAAGACCAGACUGUAGUGUUGUAUGUUAAUAGUGUUGAUUAUUUAAUUUCAGAAGUAGUGUUGGUAAUGUUUGGCUGUAUAGUGUGAUUGUGUGAUAGAAAAAUACUGUUUCAUGGUGUAAGUCAAAUGCUCUAAAGAAACACAAACAUUCAUGAAUAUGCUUGCCAAUUUCUCUAUUAAUAAAAUCCUGUAAGUGGC